AUGGACUCCACAUGGGGAUACAGGCAUAACGAUAGAGAGCCAGAUCCAAGCUCUGAGCAUGAAGAGCACCAGAAUGCGGAUGAUCAAACACGUCCAACUGAGCGUACAGGAUUACUUGCAGCAAGCCGUGAUCAAGGAUACCUAAGCCCUGAUGACCCAGCAGUGUCACCUUAUAAUGUGUGGAGUGUGCGCGCUUUGCGUGCUAUGACUCUACUAGCCCUUGCGAUCAGCUUUAUGUGGUGGACAUUUUUAUUAAUAUCCAUCUUUGUUAGCACACCAACGAUGCACACUCGUGGCUCGGGUUUUUUCGCAUUUUCAUAUACUACUCUUGCGACGGGGUAUUUGGUACUCGGCUUGCUCUUCUUUGCAGUACCUUCGAAGCCAAUCACUAUAUGGGGCAGUAUCUUGACUGUAUUGCUCUUGGUGGAUUUGACUGUUAUUUUGGCCAUGCCACGGAUUCGACUUGAAGAAGGUUGGGUUGGCAUUGCAUCCAUUGCCUGGGCAGCCGCCAUCUCCUUGUACCAAGUCAUCCAGAACCACACCGUGGCGUGGGGUAAAAGAGAAGAAGAAGAGAGACUCACCGGACGGGAAGAGACACGCCGCUCCCUAUGGGAGUGGCUAGCUGUGCUGGUCGAGAUGCUUGUCAUGGUGGUCAUGACGGUUGCCGCCGUCUUGAUCACCGCAACCUUGACCCUCCGUUCUCUUGAUGCAUCACUUGAGCCUCCUGGUCAGCGUUACUAUGUUCAUGGCGACACAUACCAGGUCCAUAUUGCAUGUGUGGGUAAUCGUACCACUAAGAAUGCUAAUGAACCUACUAUCUUGCUCGAGGGCGACUACGAUCCCGUUGAACAUGGAUUGCAACCGUUCAUCGAAGAUGUAUACCGAACUGGAGUUAUAAGUCGGUAUUGUUAUUGGGAUCGACCAGGGUUAGGUUGGUCAGACAAUGCCCCUUCUCCACAUUCUGCAGGGAUGGCCAUAGAUGCCCUUUCUGAGGCCCUGGCUUUGGCAGAUGAGUCUGGCCCUUGGGUUGUUGUCUCUGCUGGGGUCGGCAGUCUGUACUCCCGACUCUUUGCAAGCCGCCAUCUUUUUGAAGUGAGCGGCAUAUUUCUCAUCGAUCCACUGCACGAGGCCUACUUAAAUGACCUUGGAAAGGCUGAUCGGGGCUUUGCCUUGUGGCUUCAAGGGGUCAUCUCUCCACUAGGACUUGAUCGCUUGACUGGCGCUUUGAUACAAGGCCGUACCCGCGAAGAUCGGAUAAGCGGGCGAUCUGCGUACCAAUCGGACAAAUUUAUCAAAGCCAAGUUACAAGAAAGCCUAGUGGCAGUCACAAUGACCGCAACUGAAGUUCAAUCCGCUCGCCAUAUUCAAAUGGGGACAACGCCGUUGGUGGUGGUUAGCUCUGGGCAGGAGGUUCGCAACAAUCCGGAGUGGGCGGAUCGUCAAGAAGAUCUUUCUCAUAUCACGAAGAGGCUUCUCUCCUGGGAUAUUGUUCAUGAUGCUCCGCAUGAGAUAUGGGCCAAUGCGGAGGGUCGAAGAGUUUUGGAACGUAGACUGCGAGACAUUUUGAAGCAAAGCAAAAUACUCCAGCCUUAA
This is a messenger RNA of Penicillium verhagenii, 1593 nucleotides long. RefSeq names its product DUF2417 domain-containing alpha/beta hydrolase. Lineage: Eukaryota; Fungi; Ascomycota; Eurotiomycetes; Eurotiales; Aspergillaceae. The transcript is spliced from 2 exons. Bases 1 to 1593 code for a protein of 530 amino acids. The record is from RefSeq and is a predicted model, not a curated record.